Messenger RNA from Rotaria socialis, 330 nucleotides. The record is from the annotation of a GenBank genome assembly. NCBI's taxonomy places the organism in Eukaryota, Metazoa, Rotifera, Eurotatoria, Philodinida, Philodinidae.
AUGAGUGGGUCUGAUUGGAUCUUUCGGCAGGAUAAUGCACCAAUUCAUCGAGUAAAAGUCAAUCUCACUUGGCUUAAAUCGCAAAAAAUCAAUGUUUUACCUUGGCCAUUGUUAUCGCCUGAUUUAAAUUCUAUUGAAAAUCUUUGGGGAAUACUAGCAAGGAAGGUCUAUGCGGGUGGUAAACAAUUUAGAUCAAAAGAACAGUUAAAAACUGCCAUUCUGAAAUCUUGGGAAGAAAUCAGCAUCGAACAACUCCGGGCUCUAGUCGAAUCAAUGCCUGAAAGAAUAUUUGAACUUAUUAAGCUAAAUGGAACCAAAACAAAAUAUUGA